AUGGCGCCAAAGAAGAAGGGAAACAAGAAGCAGGAGGAGGACUGGGAAGCCGAGCUCGGAGAGAGCGCUCCCGCUGUCGAUCAGCCCCAGGAGACUCCUGCGGCUGCCGACGAGGAGGCAGAGAGCAUGGGUGGCGGUCUGCUCGCUGCUCUGCGGAAGAAUAAGACCAAGAAGGCGAAGAAGGGCAAGCCCACGAACGAUUUCGUUGAGGGCGAGGAUGCGACACCAGCCGCUGACGCAGCGGUCGACCUUGCCAGCAAGCAGCCCGAAGAAGGCACAUUUGACGACGAAGAUGAUGUUUUCGCCGGAAAGAAGAACCAGAAGGCUGCGAAGGCCACACCGGCGGCUCCUGCCGAGCCUCAAGACGAUGGCGAAUUCCGAGUGAAGAGUAAGAAGGAGAAGGAAAGGGAGAAGAAGGAGAGAGAGAAGCAGCGUAAGAAGGAACAGGCCGCGAAGAAGAAGGGAGCCGAACCCAAGGCCGAGCCCGCCAAGGCUGAGAAGAAGAAAGAGGAGGCCCCUGCUGCUGCUGCCCCCGCACCUACUCCCGCCGCUCCUGAGACGACCGGCAAGAAGAAGAAGCUUCCUCCCCACCUGGCUGCCCUUCAGAAGCAGCAGGAGGCGCUUCGGAAACAGCGUGAGGAGGAGGAGCGACGACUAGCCGAAGAGCAGGCCGCCGAGGAGGAGAGAUUGCGCAUCGAGGCUGAGGAAGAGAAGAAGAGAGAGGAGGCUCGCCAACGGAAGAAGGAGAAGGAGAAGGAGAGGAAGGAGCAGCUCAGAAAAGAAGGAAAGCUGCUCACAAAGGCCCAGAAAGAAGCGAAGGAGCGCAAUGAACUCCGUAUGAAGCAAAUGCUGGCGGCCGGUGUGGGCAAGGUUGCUGGUCUGGAGGAACAACAGGCCGAGAAGAAGAAGCCCGUUUAUGAUAACAGAAAGAGAAAGGGCCCCAAGAAGCAAGAAGAGGAUCUUGAGGCUGCCGCUGCUCGUGCUCGCGCUCAGCGUGAGGCCGAGGAGGAGCGGCGCAAGAAGGAGGAAGAAGAGAAGAAGGCGAAGGCUGAGGCUGAGGCCGUCGCCGCCGCCAGCGCCUCUGCUGCCGGCGAAGAGAGCGAUCUGGACGACUGGGAAAAGGCCGCCGAUGCCGAGGAGGUGAAGGACAGCUGGGAUGCUCCUUCCGAGGAUGAAGAAGCAGAGCAGAAGCCAGCCACGAAUGGUGCUGCUAAGACUGAAGCCGCUGCUAAGGCGAAGGCUGAGGAAGAGUCUGAGUCGGAGGAAGAUUCAGACGAGGACUCAGAGACAGACUCGUCGGAUGACGAGGAGAAGACCGCCGCGCAAAGAGCCAUCGCUCAGAGAAAAGCGGAGGCUGCUGAGCGGAGGAAGAAACAGCAUGAGGAGGCCUUGGCGGCUCGGUCAAAGGAUAAUUUGCGGUCUCCCAUUUGCUGUAUUCUGGGUCACGUCGAUACUGGUAAGACUAAGCUGCUGGACAAGAUUCGUCAGACGAACGUCCAAGAAGGUGAAGCUGGUGGUAUUACGCAGCAAAUCGGUGCUACAUACUUCCCUGUUGAUGCUCUGCGCCAGAAGACUGCUGUUGUCAACAAGGACGGCAAGUUCGAGUUCAAGAUUCCCGGUCUGCUGGUUAUCGAUACUCCCGGUCACGAGUCUUUCUCCAACCUGCGUUCGAGAGGUUCUUCUCUCUGCAACAUCGCCAUUCUGGUUGUUGAUAUCAUGCACGGUCUCGAGCCCCAGACUCUAGAAUCCAUGAGACUGCUUCGGGACCGCAAGACCCCUUUCAUCGUUGCAUUGAACAAGAUCGAUCGUCUUUACGGCUGGAAGAAGAUUGACAACAACGGCUUCCAGGACAGUUUGGCCAUGCAGAGCAAGGGUGUUCAGAACGAAUUCCGUACUCGCCUUGAGCGCACCAAGGUUCUCUUUGCUGAGCAAGGUUUCAACGCCGAGCUUUACUAUGAGAACAAAUCCAUGGCUCGCAAUGUCUCCCUUGUCCCCACUUCGGCCCACACCGGCGAAGGUAUUCCCGACAUGUUGAAGCUGUUGACCACAUUGACCCAGGAGCGUAUGACCAACUCGCUCAUGUACCUGUCCGAGGUUGAGUGUACUGUCCUUGAAGUCAAGAUCAUUGAAGGUCUGGGUACUACCAUUGAUGUCGUUCUUUCGAACGGUAUCCUCCGCGAGGGUGAUCGGGUUGUGCUUUGCGGUCUUAACGGACCUAUAGCGACAAAUAUCCGAGCAUUGUUGACGCCCGCUCCUCUUAAGGAACUUCGUCUCAAGUCGCAGUAUGUUCAUAACAAGGAGGUCAAGGCCGCUCUGGGUGUUAAGAUUGCCGCCAACGAUCUUGAGCAUGCCAUUGCUGGUUCGCGUUUGAUGGUCGUCGGCCCUGACGAUGACGAGGAGGAUAUCGAGGAAGAGGUCAUGUCCGAUCUGGAGAACCUCCUCAGCAAGGUUUCCAGGGAUCAGCGUGGUGUCAGUGUGCAGGCCUCAACCCUUGGUUCCCUCGAGGCCCUGCUCGAGUUCUUGCGUGUUUCCAAGAUUCCCGUUGCCAACAUCUCCAUUGGUCCUGUCUACAAGCGUGAUGUGAUGAUGUGCGGUACCAUGUUGGAGAAGGCCAAGGAGUACGCAGUCAUGCUCUGCUUCGACGUCAAGGUUGAUAAGGAAGCCGCGGCUUACGCCGAAGAAGUUGGCGUCAAGAUCUUCACGGCAGACAUCAUCUACCAUUUGUUCGAUGACUUCACCAAGCACAUGGCCGAGCUGACCGAGAAGAGAAAGGAGGAGAGCAAGCUCCUCGCUGUCUUCCCUUGCGUACUCCGGCCCGUUGCCGUCUUCAACAAGAAGGACCCCAUCGUCAUUGGUCUUGAUGUCGUUGAAGGUAGCUUGAGACUGCACACGCCUGUUGCGGCUGUGAAGACCAACCCCACCACGGGUGCUAAGGAGAUCAUCGAUCUUGGCAGAGUUGUAUCCAUUGAGCGUGAUCACAAGGCUAUCAACGUCUGCAAGAAGGGUCAGCCCUCUGUCGCUGUGAAGAUCGAAGGACCCAACCAGCCCAUGUACGGCCGUCAGCUCGAAGAGAAGGACACACUGUACUCGCACAUCUCGCGUGCCAGUAUCGACACACUCAAGGAGUUCUACCGGUCAGACGUAUCGAUGGAGGAAUGGGCUCUGGUCAAGAAGCUCAAGCCCGUGUUCGACAUUCCUUGA
Messenger RNA from Aspergillus clavatus NRRL 1, 3201 nucleotides. RefSeq names its product putative mitochondrial translation initiation factor IF-2. Gene Ontology annotation, molecular function: GTP binding; GTPase activity; translation initiation factor activity. The coding region runs from base 1 to 3201 and encodes 1066 amino acids. The record is from RefSeq and is a predicted model, not a curated record. The transcript is spliced from 3 exons. Lineage: Eukaryota; Fungi; Ascomycota; Eurotiomycetes; Eurotiales; Aspergillaceae.